UAUAACAGUAAUCCAUCAUUCAGACACACUGAAAUUCUAACCAGUCAGAGUACAUGAUAUCUAAUCAUUCAAUUGAUUUGACAACGGAUUAGUUGAAAAACAAACCCACGUUUUCUGCCUCACGAAUCAAUCCUAACCUUUACACGUCUCAUCCGUCUUCACUAACGGCUCAGCUGGAGAGCUCUCAGCCGGUUAACGGUGAACGGUUACCUCAUUUGAAGAUGACGGCCUCUGUAUAACGCUCGGGCGCACACGCUUUUAAUGAUUCGUGACUUCUCCUCCCUCGCGGAGAGCAGAGUAAAGGAGUCGGUCCUUUCUGCACCUUUCUCCGAGAAGAGGGAGGUGUUGAAUUCGCUCGGGAAGGCGAGGGCGGAACGGUAGUUUACAGAAAGUGGUUGCUACUGCACGGCAACAGAGCUGAGGUCUAACCGCUACUAGACGUCACAAUGGAGAUUCAUCCGAGGAAUUCCCUCACUACGGAAACGGAAGCAUCUGGAGUGUGUUAGUUACAACGGGAGAUUAAGAUGUGGCGCGAGCGCUCACGAUUUAACGAUGUAAAUAGUCUAUGGGGGAGUCUGUCUGUGGGGCGGACACGUUUUAUGUCUGGAGAAGAGAGAGACAACCUUGUUCCGCGCUGACGGCUCCGUUGAAACCCCUCUCUCUAUCUAACCUGGGCAGUAACGCAUGACCGACUGACAGACAGACAGACAGACAGACAGCAUUGGUUCAGUCUUCCACGCUAGCUGGAGGAGGCACAGAGAGGAGGCACAGAGAGGAGGCAUCUAUCUACGUCUAUCCAAGUUGCUCAGCAGCUCGGUGAAGCACAAUGCCCUCGUAGGAGCUGAUAUGCAGAAGCGUUGUGUAGGAGACUCGGGAAAAGGGCGUUGAAUAAAGUACUUCUCCACUCCCCAGUCCGUUCACCCCUCGCCAGACAUGACUGGUCAGAGCCUGGAGGAGCUGACAGCAGCCUAUGAGGAUCACACCGUGCGCAUCAAUGUGGGAGGGUUCAAGAAGAGGCUGUUCUCCAACACUCUGUCUCGCUUCCCGGAGACCCGUCUGGCUCGUCUGCUACAGUGCCAAUCAAAAGAGUCGAUACUAGAACUCUGCGACGACUACGACGACGCGGAAAAGGAGUUUUAUUUCGACAGGAACCCGGCUCUCUUCCCUUACGUGUUGAAUUUCUACAACACCGGGAAGCUGCACGUCAUGGCAGAGUUGUGCAUCUUCUCCUUCAGCCAGGAGAUCGAGUACUGGGGCAUCAAUGAAUUCUUCAUCGACUCGUGUUGCAGCGGCGCCUACCACUGCCGAAAGAUGGAUCCUAACCGCGGGGAGGACUGGGACGACUGCCGGAGCGACGAGGGCAGCACCACGUCAUCGUUCGACGAGAUUCUAGAGUUCUAUAACGACGCCACUAAGUUCGAUAAGCAGCCGUUGGGGAGCGUCCGCAGGCGGAUCUGGUUGAUCCUGGAUAACCCGGGGUACUCCGUCGCCAGCCGAGUCAUCAGUAUCCUCUCUAUCCUGGUCGUGUUGGGUUCCAUAACCACCAUGUGCAUGAACAGCAUGGCUGAGUUCACCCUGGUGGACAGGGAGGGGACGCCUCACGAGGACCCCAGGUUUGAAACGGUGGAACACUUUGGUAUCGGCUGGUUCACCUUGGAGCUGGUGGCCCGGUUCACAGUCGCUCCAGAUCUUAUCCAUUUCUUCAAGCAUCCGUUGAACUUAAUAGACCUCGUGUCGAUAUUACCGUUCUACCUGACGCUCUUCAUCGACCUGGUGGCCGAGAGCAGCCCGGCGCUGGCCAAUCUGGGGCGCGUGGCACAGGUGCUACGGCUGAUGAGGAUCUUCCGUAUCCUGAAGCUGGCGCGUCACUCCACGGGGCUGCGCUCUCUGGGCGCCACGCUGAGAAACAGCUACAAGGAGGUGGGGUUGCUCCUGCUCUACCUGGCGGUGGGCGUGUCUUUCUUCUCUGUCAUGGCCUACACCGUGGAGAAGGACAGCGAGGACUUCUCUACCGUCCCAGCAUGCUGGUGGUGGGCCACGGUGAGCAUGACCACGGUGGGGUACGGAGACGUGGUCCCGGUAUCUAUAGCCGGCAAGAUGACGGCCUCGGCCUGUAUCCUGGCAGGCAUCCUGGUGGUUGUGCUUCCCAUCACCCUCAUAUUCAACAAGUUCUCUCUCUUCUACAAGAGACAGAAACAGUUAGAGAUCGCUAUGCGCAGCUGUGACUUCGACCAGGAGAUCAAAGAGAACCUUCCCUCUGUCAAUCUGAGGAACUACUAUGCACACAAGGUGAAAUCUCUCAUGGCCAGUCUGUCCAAUAUCAACCGGAGCCUGCCCAGUGAACACAGUCUGAACGAGAUGUCAAUACAUUAAGAUCUGUGGAUCAACAGACUGCCCCCCCACCCCGCUGGCCUUAUAAGGAAGGACGUGACCGAAGGAGAGGAGAAACAUGGUGGAAGAGGUAGUGCUGUUUCUGUGUAGCCCUUGUUGUUGAAUAGAGCUACAUGGGAAGCUGAAGUUUAGUUUGACUGACAGGCGAGGGCGUGGGCGGGCCAACCAACAUCACAACCUUUCUAUUGGGAGAAUCACAUCGAAUCCUCUCUCUCUUUUACAUUCUUCUCAAAUCCCAUUGGAUGAGAAAGCCAGAGGUCCUUCCCCUCUGACCUUUCUAAUCCAAUGGGUUUUUUGAGAAGGCUUUUCGAGGAGAGAGGACACAAGAUAUCAAAGAAAAACAAUGGAGAUUCUCCCAAUGAUUCCUCUUCCACCUUUUCAUUCACCUCAAGUGUUUUAACAGUGUGGUUCACCACUCGGGGUCAGCCCUAGGACCUGGGGUUCAUCACUAGUCACGAGGGGUCAACCCUAGGACAUGGGGUUCAUCACUAGUCACGAGGGGUCAACCCUAGGACAUGGGGUUCAUCACUAGGGGUCAACCCUAGGACAUGGACUUCAUCACUAGUCACUAGGGGUCAACCCUAGGACAUGGACUUCAUCACUAGGGGUCAACCCUAGGACAUGGGGUUCAUCACUAGGGGUCAACCCUAGGACAUGGACUUCAUCACUAGGGGUCAACCCUAGGACAUGGGGCUUCAUCACUAGGGGUCAACCCUAGGACAUGGACUUCAUCACUAGGGGUCAACCCUAGGACAUGGGGCUUCAUCACUAGGGGUCAACCCUAGGACAUGGGGUUCAUCACUAGGGGUCAACCCUAGGAAAUGGGGUUCAUCACUAGGGGUCAACCCUAGGACAUGGGGUUCAUCACUAGGGGUCAACCCUAGGACAUGGGGCUUCAUCACUAGGGGUCAACCCUAGGACAUGGGGUUCAUCACUAGGGGUCAACCCUAGGACAUGGGGUUCAUCACUAGGGGUCAACCCUAGGACAUGGGGUUCAUCACUAGGGGUCAACCCUAGGCCAUGGGGUUCAUCACUAGUCACUAGGGGUCAACCUUAGGCCAUGAGGUUCAUCACUAGGGGUCAACCCUAGGUCAUGGACUUCAUCACUAGUCACUAAGUGUCCCCUAAAGUUUAGUCAUUGUGAUUUUGCCCAAAGUAGAGCUUUACUCAUGUUCUCCUGUUAUGAGGUACUGUUGAUGUGUAACUGUUGUACUGCAAUGAGAUGAUCAAUACAAGAUGUUGAUACCUUCAGAUGUCUAGAAACCCAUAUUAAAGAUCAAUACAUAUUGAUACCUUCAGAUACCACAUACCACAAUCCAUGUCUCAAUUGUUU
Oncorhynchus mykiss (rainbow trout) is the source of this 3724-nucleotide messenger RNA. Its product is annotated as delayed-rectifier potassium channel regulatory subunit KCNS2. Gene Ontology annotation, biological process: action potential; protein homooligomerization; potassium ion transmembrane transport. The record is from RefSeq and is a predicted model, not a curated record. Gene Ontology annotation, cellular component: membrane; voltage-gated potassium channel complex. Gene Ontology annotation, molecular function: protein binding; voltage-gated potassium channel activity. NCBI's taxonomy places the organism in Eukaryota, Metazoa, Chordata, Actinopteri, Salmoniformes, Salmonidae.